AUGGCUGAGUUACCCGACGUGGAAGAUAACAACAACGUUGGAGAAUCGUGGGCGAAUCGACCUCGCGAAAAUGAAUACGACGAUGUUUUGAAGACAUAUGGAUGCGAACAGCGUCGAUUGUUCAAUGCCUUUGAUGAGAAUGAUCACAGGUAUGAUGGAAAUAAGGUUUCGACAAAAGAAAUUUUCAAUCAUGAGCAAAUGCAAGAUUUGUAUACGAUUAGGCAGAUCAGAGGAAAGGGAAAUUCAAGCAUCCUAGAUCAAAAUGGAAUAGAGGAUAACGAGGAUGACGCUAAUGAUUUUCGACUCAUUGAGGUGAAUACUGAUAACGAUGUCAGCGACAACGAUUAUGAAAUGAACGAGGAUGGUGAAAGUAUUCGUUUGCAACUAAAUUUGUACGAUAGAUUAAUGCAUUUACAAAUUAAGCUUCAUGCAGCCUUGCGUGUUUUUAACCAGUUGCCACGUGGUAUGCUAGCUAUAUCCUUAUUACGGAGUGUUGAUCGAGAAACAAAAAGGAAAUAUCUUCAAGAAUUGAAAUUAAUGCGAAAAAGAACAGCCUCAAUGAUUUCUACUCUAUUAGCAAUUGAAGAAUUAAUGCUUGAAGGCUCAAAUCAGACUAAAAAUAUUUCAAGUGGAAAAAAUAUUUCGGAAAUAGAAGAUUCAGAAAAUGAAAAAAUAACAAGCUCCGAAGACGAGAAAAGUGAUGAAGAUGAUCCAACAUCACGCGAAAAUCAUAAAAGUAAUUCGAAAAAUAUAGAUGGACCAUGUCUCAGGGAAAAGAAAUCGUUUAAAUUUUUCAAAAUGCUGCUCAAUGAACGUCACGAUCGUUUUCAAAAUUUCAGAAAUUCCACAUUAUCGAAGUGGGACGAAAGAACGCGCUUAAUUGGAAAUUUUUCGGUGAAAAAUGCAAAAAAAGAUUUUUCUGGAUUUGAAUCACUUAUUCUUAAGCAAAUCGAAAAUGUUGUUUCUUCAUUAAAGCUUGUUAACGCUUAUGGAGGUUUUAAUCGUCCAUCUUGA
Dracunculus medinensis (Guinea worm) is the source of this 1014-nucleotide messenger RNA. The record is from the annotation of a GenBank genome assembly. Lineage: Eukaryota; Metazoa; Nematoda; Chromadorea; Rhabditida; Dracunculidae.